AUGGCCAAUCUUAAAUCCAUUCCAACAACAAUAACAUGUAAUAAUGAUAAGGAUAAUAAAAUAUCUGCAUUAAAUGAUAAACAAAUUCGUUAUGAAUUAUGUGCAAUUAAUGAUUUAAAUAAUGGACAAAUGAAAGAAUUUGAAAUAAAAACAUCACUUGUUAAUACAAGUAUAUUACUUAUUAGGCAGAAUAAUAGAUUUUAUGCUUAUUCAAGUAAAUGUUGUCAUUAUAAAUUACCAUUAGUUAAAGGUGUAUUAAUUAAUAAUCAUCUUCGUUGUUUUGCACAUGGUGCUUGUUUUCGUGUUGAUACAGGUGAUAUUGAAGAUCAUCCAGGACAUGGGAAUUUACCAAAAUAUGAUGUAGAAAUCGUUGAUAAUCAGAUUAUUUUAGUCGCAAAAAUACAAGAUCUGGAAAAACUUGAACGUACAAAAAUACCUGAUAAUCUCAUUACUGAAGCAAAACCAGUAGUAGCUAUUAUUGGAGCUGGAGCAGGAGGAUUUACAUGUGCUGAUAUGCUUCGUCAAAAUGGUUUUCGUGGUCGUAUUAUUUUAUUUACAAGUGAAGGAACACUGCCUUAUGAUCGUGUUCAAUUAUCGAAACAACCAACUAAAAAUCUUCAAGAUUUACUUCUACGUGAUGAAAUUUAUUUUAAAAAAGCUCAAAUUGAUUUAUUACUUCAUACAGAAGUGACAAAUAUUAAUUGGACUGCCAAAAACUUAACAUAUAAAACAUUAAAUAAUCAAAUAAAAUUUCUUACAUAUGAUUAUUUAGUAUUAGCUACUGGUUUACGACCAAGAAAAUUACCUUCAUCAUUAUCAGGAUAUAAUCUUCAUAAUAUAUUUUAUUUACGAUCAUUAGAAGAUGCCAGAAAUCUCGUUAAUACAGUAAAAUUAUCGGAUACAAAAAAUAUUGUUAUUAUUGGUGAUUCAUUUAUUGCAUUAGAAUUAUGUGGAUGGUUAACAACUGGUUUAAAUGAAAAGAAAAGUAUUUCAGUUGUUAUGCGUUCAAAAAUUCCAAUGGCACGUAUUUUUGGUAAACGAAUUGGUCGAGCUUUACAAAAAAUUCAUGAAAACAAUGGUGCAAAAUUUUAUUCACAAGCUAAUGUGAUAAAAUUAAUAGAUGAAAAUAAUCAUGUUAAAUCUAUUCAAUUAUCAACAGGUGAAUUAAUUUCAUGUGAUUUAAUUAUUGUUGCAAUAGGUAGUGAAAUAUGUAAUGAAUUAUAUAAAAAUUCUCCUAUUGAAAUGACUCAUGAUGGAUUUAUUAAAGUUAAUCAACGUCUUGAAACAUCAAUGGAACAUGUUUUAGCUGUUGGUGAUAUAAGUAAAUAUCCAUUGAAAGUAUUCGAUUUAGAUAAUAUUAAUUGUCAACAUUGGCAAAUGGCUUGUUCAACAGGACAUCAAGCUGCUGAUACGAUUUUACAUUAUUAUCUUGGUCAAAAACAAGAUGAUUCUUAUUCAUUAAAAACUGAUUUUUAUACAGUACCAAUAUUUUGGACAACACAAAAUAAUAAAAUAACAAUACGUUAUGCUGGAUAUACAAAUGAUCCUGAAAAUGUUAUAAUACAUGGUGAUCUUGAUAAUGAAUUUAAAUUUAUUGCAUAUUAUAUUAUUGAUGAUUAUGUUCGAGCUGUUGCUCAAUCAAAAUAUGAACCAUUAUCAUCUGAAAUAGCUGAAAUUUUUUAUCAUAAACAAGAUAUUCGACGUGAAGAUAUUGAAAAUGAUAUGUAUGCGAUAAUAACGCUUAAUAUCAAUCUCAUGGCAUGUUUGUUUAUAUUCAUAUAUUCACAUAUGUGGCCAUCACAGGGUACCAAUGAUUAUACAACCAAUGAACGAUCAGCACCGAUUAAUAUGCCAAAUCGGCAAUCGGAUAUAACAUCAGGCUAUGCUGAUCCACAUGGUGUAGUUUUUUCACCGAAAUCAACCGAUCCAGCUAAUCUUGGAAUUAAUAUGUGUAUUAAUAUAUUAGAAGGAGAUAAUUCACCACGUGCAAAAGAGAUGGCAAUUAAAGAUGUUACUCAACAUAUACAAAAUAUGAAGAUUUAUACUGACAGUGAUAAUAAUAAAAAAGCCGUUGAUAAUUCAACUGUUUAUGAUGUUAAAUCUGACGAUAAAAUCAAUGAAGCAGAAUUAAAUCGUAAACAAACACCACGUUCAUCACCAGGUCAUGUUAAUAAUGAUUUAACAAAUAGUACUAAUAAUGAAAAUCUUCCAUUAACAAAUCCAAUUGGUUCUAAUGAUGAUACAAAUGAUGGUUUAAUAACACAAUCACAUCUAAUGAUGAAUGGUGCACCUACAGCAUCAGUACCUAUACCAUUUCAACGAAUGCAAACUAAUAAUCAACAACAACAAAUGUUACUCUAUCCACAACAACAAGCUUAUCCACCACAAUAUCAUAUUGUUUCUCAACAACAGCAACCGACUCAUUAUGAUAUGAAUCCAUCAACAACAAAUUUUCAAACAUUUGAUUAUACUCUAAUUCAACCUCAAUCAUUUGAAAGUCAAUCAAUAAUGACAGCAUUCAAUCCACAAGCAAAUGGAAAUAAUCAACAAGAUCCACAAUUAGCUAAUUUAGCUCAAACACCAUUGAUGUCAUGGUUAUCAAAUACAAUGGCUACACAACAACAAACAGCUAAUCAACAAUCACCAUAUGGAUCAUCAAAUCAAUAUAUUAUAAAUAGUAAUCAGGAUAAUUAUUUACAACAAUUACAAAAUUUUCAUCAAUCACCAGCAACAUUACCAUCAUUACUUGGUCAACCGCAAUAUUGGUCAGCAUUACCAACAACUCUUGUUUUUCCAGCACCACCACAAUCUAUGUUAGCACAACAACAACAAACAACAACUAAUGAACAACAAUCACCACAAUCAAAAACAAAUAAUAAUAAUAAUCAUCGUCCAUUAACACCAACAAAUUCAAAUGAUAUAUUAAGUACAUCACAAUCUAAUCAACAAGCACAACAAUAUAUGAAUAUGCCACGUACAACACAAACACCAGUUAAUUUUCCAUUUUUUGCUGCUGCUUCACCAACAUUUCUUGAUCCAAGUCUUAUGAUGUCAAAUACACGACAACCAACUGGAUCACCAGGACUUCGUAUGUAUCCACAACAAAUACCAAUACCAGUUAAUGCAAAUAAUCAAGGUGGUUUAUAUGGUAGUCCAGUAGCAAGUUCACUUUCAAGUUCAUUCAAUGAUGUUUAUACUGUUCCAACACAACGACGUGAUGCACCAUUACCUGAUUUUUCUCGUCUUGUUACUGAUCCUCGUUUAUCAAAACCUAUUCAACAACAACAACAAACACCAUUAUAUCAUGGUCAAUUACCUGGUGGUUUACCUCCAUCACCUGCAUAUAAUAAUUUAAUGACUUCAAUGACACCACCACCAUCAUCUAAUACAGGUGCAUUUGAUGGAAUGUUUAAUACAAGAUAUUUUCCAACACAAAAUCAACAAGGACCACCACAACAAGCUAUGAUUAAUGGUAAUGAUGUAUAUACAGGACGUCGUAGUAUUGGUGGUAUUAGUGGCCCAAUGCCUAAUUAUUAUGCACAAAAUGUUUUUGGUGGAACAGGAAAUAAUAAUAAUAAUAAUAUACGUGGUAGUAAUAAUACAAUGUCAAAUUCAGGACGUGAUUCUGUUAUAACACGAAGUAAAUUAUUAGAUGAUUUUCGUAAUAGUCGUAUGCCAAAUUUACAAUUACGUGAUGUUAUUGGACAUUUUGCUGAAUUUUCAAUGGAUCAACAUGGUUCUAGAUUUAUACAACAAAAACUUGAACGUGCAACAAAUGCUGAAAAAGAUAUGGUUUUUAAAGAAAUUAUAAGCAAUGCACCACAAUUAAUGACUGAUGUUUUUGGCAAUUAUGUUAUUCAAAAAUUUUUUGAAUUUGGUUCAUCAGAACAUAAAGCAUAUUUAGCUCAUAGUAUACGUGGUAAUGUUUUAUCACUUGCUUUACAAAUGUAUGGUUGUCGUGUUAUACAAAAAGCUGUUGAAACUUUACAACCUGAAUAUCAAGUACAAAUAGCAAGAGAAUUAGAAGGAAGUAUUGUUAAAUGUAUUGAAGAUCAAAAUGGAAAUCAUGUUAUACAAAAAUGUAUUGAAUGUUGUAUAGGAGAUGAUAUUGAUUUUAUAAUACGUGAUGUAACAAAACAAGUUUUUCAAUUAUCAGCACAUCCAUAUGGUUGUCGUGUUAUACAACGUAUACUUGAAAAUUGUAAAGAAUCACAAACAAGACCUAUACUUGAUAUAUUACAUAGUGAAUUAGAAAAUCUUGUUCAAGAUCAAUAUGGAAAUUAUGUUAUUCAACAUGUAUUAGAACAUGGUAAAAUUGAAGAUCGAAGUCGUAUUGUAAAUGCUAUUAUGGGACGAGUACUUCAUUUAUCACAACAUAAAUUUGCAAGUAAUGUAGUUGAAAAAUGUGUUACUUAUGCAACACGAGAAGAAAAACGACAACUUAUUGAUGAAGUUGUUUCAUUUGGAGAUGGACCUAAUUGUGCAUUAUUAACUAUGAUGAAAGAUCAAUUUGCUAAUUAUGUUGUACAAAAAAUGAUUGAUGUUGCAGAACCAGCUCAACGAAAACUUCUUUUACAAAAAGUUCGUCCACAUAUUCAAUCACUUCGAAAAUUUACAUAUGGUAAACAUAUAAUAACAAAAUUAGAAAAACAUUUAAGUAAAAAUUCCGAUUUGGGUCCAUUAUUAACAUCAUCAACAUCAAAUUCAAAUGAAAUGUAUCCACAACAAUAUCCAUCUGUACCAUCUGCACCACCACCAUAUGAUACUAAUACGCAAUUAAAUCAACAAGCAUAUCGUCAGUCAUUACCAAAUUAUCAUACAACUAGUGACGAACGUAUGGCUGGUUUUCAACAUCUUGUUGAUCGUUAUGAAAUUAAUCAUACAUUUGCUAGAAAAUUACGUGCUCUUGAAGGAUAUGAAAUUGUAUUUAUUUGUGAUGAUUCAGGUUCAAUGAAUACACCACUUGGUGAUCUUUCGGGUCCUUUUGAUAAAGCACCAUCUCGAUGGGAUGAAUUAAAACAAACUGUAUCAAUUGUUGUUGAUAUUGCAAGUGUUCUUGAUCCAGAUGGUGUUGAUAUUUAUUUUCUUAAUCGUGAACCUUUAUUUCAUGUUCGUAGUUCAUCAGAAUUAAUACCUAUCUUUGCUGUACCUCCAUCUGGUCCAACUCCAAUUGUUCCGACUCUUCGACGUGUACUUCAUGAUAAACAACAGGAAGUCGAAGAACGUAAAUUAUUAAUACUUAUAGCUACAGAUGGUGUACCAACUGAUAAUCAAGGUCAUCGAGAUAUUCGUUCAUUUGAAUAUGUUCUUAAGCAUGAACGUAGACCUGCUAAUCGUAUACCUGUAACAAUUAUUGCUUGUACAGAUGAUGAUGAUUGUAUUGGAUAUUUAAAUGAUUGGGAUAAAAAAAUUUCUAAUCUUGAUGUUGUAGAUGAUUAUAGAAAUGAAAAACGAGAAAUUCAAGCACGACAAGGAAAACAAUUUCCUUUCAGUUUUGGUGAUUAUGUUGUUAAAAUUCUAAUGGGUGGAGUUGAUAGUUGGUUUGAUGAUUUAGAUGAAAAGAAAGUAGCGACAGAUGGUUAUGGACGAAUAACAAGUGCUGGUUCACAUCGUAAGAAAUCGAAUUGUAUUAUCUUAUAA
Messenger RNA from Rotaria sordida, 5640 nucleotides. The record is from the annotation of a GenBank genome assembly. Lineage: Eukaryota; Metazoa; Rotifera; Eurotatoria; Philodinida; Philodinidae.